AUGAUGGCCACAGGAGCGAGCGCCCAUGUCCACCGGGCCAUCAAUCGGCCUCAUCUUCUUGCUCGAAAUGAAUCCCAUCUCAGUGUUCGGAGCCAGGGACACGGCCAGCUGAGAUUGCGACAGCUUUCCAGACAAAAGAUUCAUACAGCAUGUCGAACCGUCCUUCCUCUUCGAUCCUCUCUCGGACCUCUCUCAGCAAAUACUACCCUUGCGGCUCGCAAAAUAAUACGUGGAAAUGGCCCAUACGCCCCGAACUGCCCGACUGCGCGCGGACUUGCGAACACAAGUCACUUGGGAUCCCAGGAAGCAGCUGAGCAACGAACCGAAGAAGAUCGUUCUCCAACAACAGACCAGAAGAGAGUCCUCCCCUCGCUAAGGACGGGGAAAACGCCUUCGGCAUGGCAACGUCUGCUGAGGAGUAUCCCCAACGGGCCUGGAACUAGCAGCGAGAAAUCUUUCAAGGUAUCGGAGAAUCUCGACGAAUCCAACCCGGACAACAACUCACACUCUCUCAUGGAAAGCAUUGAGAAUGCUCUUCAAAACAGCCAAAGUGUUCAAAAGAGCCAAAGUGUUCAAAAGAGCCAAAAACAAGCUUUACGACUCAAAGUCUCAGACGACUUGGCUUUUGCACUUGGAAAAGAUGCAACAGCGAAUCUGAUCCAGGCGAAUUCGUUUAUGAAAGCCCAGAAACCUUUCCGGAAACUGUUACCGGAAACCCCGGGAUCGAAAAUAAAGAACAAAAAGCCCAGUAAACCCAGGGUUUAUGACUUCUCGCGGAGGGAUGAGGAACUGAAAAACAGCAAAUCUAAAGCCGAGAGUUCGUUAGAUCCCAACCAUCAGGCCAUGCGCAGACAGGUUGAGGAUCUACCCAUCCGCCAACACAAAGAUGAGCUGUUGAACCUCAUCAAUAACAACGUCUACAGUAUAUGCAAUGCACAGACUGGGUCCGGAAAAUCCACCCAAGUCCCUCAGCUUAUUCUGGAUGACGCAAUUUCGAAAUCGAAAGGCUCAAAAUGCAGGAUUCUGGUUGUUCAGCCUAGGCGCAUUGCCACAACUCGGUUGGCGCGACGAGUGGCUGCAGAAAGACACGAGAGCAUCGGUAAUACCGUUGGCUACUCAGUACGAUUCGACCACCGACCCGCGAAGCCUGCUGGGAGCAUUACCUUUUGCACCACGGGGAUGUUGCUGAACCGGCUAAGAUCAGAAAGAUCGCCCCUCGACGACUUCUCCCACAUCAUCCUCGAUGAGGUUCAUACCCGUGAUGUUAGCCUUGAUCUCGCAAUGAAGGUGUUGAGGGACGGAAUUGAUCGACGCACUAAGGCCGGGAAGGAUUGCCCAAGGCUGAUUUUGAUGAGUGCAACGGCUGAUAUUCCCCUUUUCUCGUCAUAUUUUCAAGUAACAACAGAGGGGCAAGGUCCGAGUCCUGCUCCUCAUAUCACCAUUCCUGGACGCACUUACCCCGUUAAAAAGCACUAUCUCGAAGAAGUGAUUCAAAACUUGGCUCUCUCCUUGCCACCAUAUGUGUUGUCGGAGCUCAUUAAGGCCCACCCACCAACCGAGGAAUUCUUGAAUGCGCACUUCAAAGUGUGGGGUGAUCAGAGUGCAAAUCCGGGGUCAUUUGUCCCCCGGUCAACUCGCAUAACGGAUGAACUUAAGAUCGCUUCUGGCUUGGUAUCUGCAACAAUCAUGUCCCUUUUGGCAAAAAAGAAGCAGGGUGAUUUCCUUGCCUUUGUCCCCGGAAUGUUCCAAAUGAACGAAAUAAUUUCUCAACUGCAGGAAACUGGUCCUCUGAUGGGCCUUGAUUUCGCGGAUCCUAGUCGGUUCAAAAUCAUCCGGUUGCAUUCAGAAUUGCCAUUGGAACAACUUGAGCUUUCAGUCGAAGUCCCCGAAGGCUGUCAAAGGAUCAUUCUUGCUACAGAUAUAGCUGAGACAUCUCUCACCUUGACAGGUGUCAGGCAUGUCAUUGAUACUGGCAAGCACAACCAGCGCGCAGUUGACACUGAACUAGAAUAUAGUGCCAUGUAUCCCCGCUGGGUCGAUAUGGCUUCUGCGGAACAGCGUGCAGGGCGGGCGGGCAGAGUCCAGGAGGGGGAUUAUUACUUCCUUGGGUCCUCCAAACGAUUUGAGAACUUGCAAAGUUCAAAAACGGCGGAAAUGCAUCAAUCGAGCCUCGAGGAAGCAUCCCUCCACCUCCGGAAAAUGAUUACUUCUGAAGUGCCACUUUCGACUAUUUUUAACGAGACCAUUGAACCGCCCAGUGAAGACAGGGUCGCCUCCGCAGUGCAGAAUCUGAAGAACCUAGGAGCAUUUGACAUCAAUGAAAAUCUCACUGAACUUGGCAUCAUCCUCGAAAAACUGGACAUGGAUCCUGCGUAUGGAAAAAUGAUCCUUUUGGGGGCCAUAUUCAAAUGCCUAGAUCCCAUGGUGAUCAUUGCAAGUCUUGGGCCAAGGGGAGGUGGAAUAAACCGACGCCGCCCCACAGGAGCCGAUCGCGAGCAUGUGCAGCGCGUGCGCGAAAAGCUCAGUAAUGGCACGUUGAGCGACCAUAUGGUUUAUAUCAACUCCUUCCGAGCCAUCCGUGACCAUCGGAAUAAAUCCGUUGCAGAGAUCGUGCAGGAUGGUACCCUGGCCGAGGGAGUUAACCCUCACUGGAAUAGAAGUCUCAAGGCGAUUCAGGAAGAAUUUGCCGACUCGCUUUUGCUGGACUCUCGCGCGUUCACGACUGCUGCCGCCUCGGGCCAUAUUAUAUUGGGGAAAAUGCGUCAAGCCAAUAUUAAGUUGGUGACACUACGAGCAUAUCUGAUCCAGUGGCAAGCCAAAGGUCAAUCCCUACCUUUUGGCACAGAAGACGCAAACCGCAACUCCGACAACACAAAUCUUAUCAAGGCAUUAUUGGUGCAUUGCCUUGCGCCCAAUUUGGCCAUUCAGAAAUCGUUCAGUCGAAAAGUUCUCGUCAAACCCGGGGUCCCCUUAGAUGGUACCCCUUUUCCGAGAAGUGGCCAGCCUCUUGUCCAUGCGUACGCCGAGAAGUUCUUCACCCAAACCUCGGGCAUGAAUAUAGCUGAGUCGACUCGGGUCAGUCCAUUGACUGCCUGCAUCUUAUCAAAUAAGUUGGAGGUGGAGCAGGGGCAGGAGCAGGGGCAGGAGGGAAUUGUUUUAGACUCGUGGCUACGCUUCAAAGUCUUGGGUGAAAGUUUACCAAACAAAGAGGUUGCAGAAGAUCUGGUCCAGCACCACAAGGUUCUCAACGAUGCUCUCCACACUGCUUUCGCCACAUUCACCUUGGACGUAGAGAAGCUCUCCCGCAAAGACAAGAAAAGGUUUUAUGCUGCGCAACAGCGCCUCUUCGCCAGUCUCCGGGAAGCAAUUGAUGUCAUUGUCGGCAUGGAUUCCCCCAUGCCGUCCGUCGAGGGGCCAAGCCGCUGGUUAGACGAAUUUGACGAUGAGGAGCUUGGCGGAUAG
Molecule: messenger RNA, 3462 nt
Organism: Penicillium olsonii
Lineage: Eukaryota; Fungi; Ascomycota; Eurotiomycetes; Eurotiales; Aspergillaceae
Source: the annotation of a GenBank genome assembly